Molecule: messenger RNA, 4564 nt
Organism: Trichobilharzia szidati
Lineage: Eukaryota; Metazoa; Platyhelminthes; Trematoda; Strigeidida; Schistosomatidae
Source: the annotation of a GenBank genome assembly
GGUAUUUCGUGGUCACGACCUUGAGCACGAGUAUGUAAUUUAUGUUUCAGAAUGACCAGCGUUGGUCGUCUUAUCGAGUGUGUAGUGCCAGUAAAAUUGAAUAGAAGAUGGAAAAGAAGACUUUGUACACUCGAGCGGACAUCAACGUUUACAAAUACACUGAAGCUGUUUGUAUUCAAUAACGAUGGAACAAUCUGUCGCAGUCAGGACGUUCAUGCAUAUAUACUAGGAGUAGAUUCAAAACAUGAUGGGACGAUCAUGUUUGUCUGUACGUACAAAUUACGAUGCAUAUCAUUUGAACACUUCGAAGAGAUGACGAAGUGGGAUGACAUACUUAAAGCGAACUUGACGUGUUCAUACUUCCAUGCUGAUUUAAUUGUUGCUCCUAAAAACAGCCUUCUGCAUAGUUAUGCAUGUCAUAGAAAAAGAUUUCGAAUUACUGUCAAUGGAAAAAGUCAACCGACUGUUUCUCCAAAAAAAUUGUGUUAUGGUGUAUCGAAUACGUCAACUGAUGGCUAUUUACAUGUGACUCGUGAUCGAAUAUGUUUUACCACUGGACCAGGGUGUUCUCAUCCUCGUUUACUGGCUACUUGGACUUUUGACAAUGAUGAAAUUGUGCAAUGUGGUACUGCCCGCAUUCGAAAUCCUGUAAAUGGAAAUUUUAACGACCCUCCAUCGUUGUUCUUUCUAACUGCUUCUCCUGAUCAUCCUGAGGCUCCUGGAUGUCACCUGUUCCUGUCUGAUCGAGCCGGUGAUCUAUGUGAUAUAAUUGAACAUACCAACAGAGCUGCAGUUUAUCAAGCAGACUGGAGGCGGUUAACGUGCAUGGCUGCCCUUAUUGAUCCUCCAUUAUCUCUGAAAGAAUUUAAUUUAAACCAAAAUGGCUAUGUUUGUGAUCCAACUAAACUAAACAUGAGUUUCUCUUGUGCAAAUACGAUUAAAGAUAUGGAAGUUAGCUCUUACUGCAAAGGUUCAGAUAAAUGUACUGGUGAUGAAUUUGUUGGUGUGAGCAUGAGAUCAAUACCUGCUGCUGAAUCAAGCUCAAAAACUGAAGUGGUACAGGUGGGGAUUCAUACUGAUAAUCAGGUUGAUGAAGACUCCAGAAAUAUAACGGGAAGAAUUGGUGUAGAUUCACAUCCUGUUUCACUUUGUGAUCGAAAGAAAUGGGUCGCUAUGCAUCCCAGACGACGUUUCUCUAGUCAUCCUGUAGAAUCUUGUAAUACGUAUAUCGACGAUUCAUUAACUAGAUGUAAAUAUAAUUCAAAAUUACCUUCGAAAUUAAUCAAAAGUAAUGAUAGUCGAGCAUCGGAUACAAUGAAUUCAAAUUCAAGUAAAUCCGAAUCACUUUCUACAGAUCAAUUUGAACCUAAUAAUUAUAUUCCUGACAAUGUGAAAGUACAAUCAUAUUUAUGCUCUAGUCAGGAGAAAUGCAGUCAUUGUCAUUGGAGACGAUCUGAACCAUAUUUAGUGACUUUACCAUCACAACCUUUGGAUAUACGAAAGUUAAAAGAACUUUUGAAUUAUCCUUCCGGUUCAUGUUGCUCUAUGAGUGAGUCUUGCAAUUGUAAUACUCAUUCAUCUCAUUCUCCUAAUACUCAUGAUUUGGAAAGUAACCAUUUUUCAAAUAGUGGAAUCAGUGAGGAUGAUCGAGAUGGGUGUCGAAAUUGUACAGAUAAACCUAAUAAUAAUAAUAAUAAUGAAAACAGCUAUGCCAAUAACUUCUCAUCAAAUUACUGUACACAAAAUGGAAUCCACAUGCAGUCAGGUACUUCGUGCCAUACAACUCAGUGUGAUUCAGUUUCAACCCAGAGUCAGCCUUCAAAGACUAAUACAGUUUUAACUGACUCCUCUCACUCAAAGUUAUGCCAUGACAUUACAAAUGAUAACAAUAAAGUAAUAGCUAAUCAUGUCAAUACGCUGUUAAAUGCAACUCAACCGGUAUGCACACAAAAUGUUAAUCAGCCAUUAGUUCCUCCGGUCGUUAAUGCUAGUGUGAAUACAGCUGCUCGUCGACGUAGACGCCUACCAAGUAGUUGGUCUACUCUAAGUUCAACAUUGAUUGGCAAUACAGAUGUAUCAGGAAAUGGCACUAAUGGUCACACGCUGAGUAACAUGUUUACCAGUAAUAGACGCCAAACUGAGUUAAAUCAACGCCAAUCCAAAGGAAAUAGCACUCAUCAUAUUUAUAUGCCAUAUCAAGUUACACCGACUGUUAUUCCAGGAAGCCAAUGUAUAAGAACCCGUCAACAUACUCAUAGCACAUGUGAAAGCACAACAAGUUGCCAUAAUCAUGCAUAUGAUGGUUCACAUAAUUCUCCUGAUUCUCUAAAUACCUACUGUCAAACAAGUGGUAGAGGAAGUAUUAAAUCUUCUCUUGUUUCUUUGUCAUCUAGUCUUAUACCACUUUGGGCUAAUGCACCUACAUUUGCUAAACCAAGAACUGGUAAACUAUAUGUUUCCAGAGAGGAGAUUUUAUCUCGUCGUGCUGAACAACAGCGACAACUGUCGUCUGUCUCAGAAGUUAAACAUCAAGAAGGUUUUAACAAUCGUUCUCCACCUAAUUCAUCAGAUACUUUGUCUUCUCAUUUCGGGGACAAUUCAAACUGUCCUGGUGGUACAGGUGGUACAAGUUCAAAUAAUUCAACAGAAGGAAAUGCAACCUCCCAUAGUGAACAGAAGUUGCCAAGUAAUGCUGUUCAAUCUAUGGCACCAAGUCAUAAUCCUGUAACAACAAAUGGAUAUAAUUUCGACUUAUCUUCUGAUUCUCUUACAGUAUGCAAAAAUAAUGCAUCAUUACCUAUUCCACUUGGAUCGUACAUUAAUAUGCCUCCAAGCCCUCUUAAUUUUGAGUUACAACCAGCAAAUGAAAAAAAUUCAUCUGUCGUGACUUCGAGUUCUCCUGGACAAUCUGUUGAAAAAAGUGAUUUCACUGAUAAGAAACAAAAUGUAGAAGAUACAAGCAAAGUAUUCAGUGGUGAUAGGAUUUUUAAGUUAUCAGAUGGUACACAUGUCGUGUUGGGUAAUCCUGAAACUUAUGUAAACUUGUUGGGCUUACGGAGGAGUGGAUUCACAAUUCUAAACCAUUCAGAAGCAAAAGUCUACUAUAUCAAUCUUUCACCGCCAAAUUUUGAGUCUACAUCCGAUCAUCCAUGUCCUCUUCAAUUAUCCAGUUCACAAACAGACUGUCAAGAUCCCAAUUUGUCACAGUACCAACGUUCUGUGAUUCCAAAAAGCCUUUCACUACCACGCGUUCCACCCUCUGUACCAAUCGUAGCAGCUUCACUCUUUGACAGACCACCAACACCACUACGACUAGUAACAUCGAAUAACGUCGCCUCUAAAACUCCACAGUUACACUAUGCUCAUCUUAUGUUGUCUGAUAAUCCAAGUGACUGUAUCACAAUCGGUAUACGCCAUGAUAAAAAGACAACUCAACCUUCAGAGAAAAAAGACAACAGUUGUGAGAACCUACAUUCAGUUCAAUCUUUGCCACCUGCAAUAUCUUCUCAUUCAAUUCCAUCUGAGACGAAUGAAAAUCUAAACUGUAAUUGUAACCAACAUAAUGACCAGAAUGGAGAUUGUUAUUCACAGGAAGUAAAUUAUGUAACUAUAGAUAUGCGACAGACCAAAGCACUAUCUGAAUUGGAACAAGAACUACGCAUCAAUGGUGAACCGAUGUGCAAUUCUGGUCUGCAUACACUAUGGUCUGAAAAUCAUCGUUAUGAUCCGAGUAAAUGUGCUAAUACAAAAAGUAGUAAUAAAAUCUGUGAACUACGCAAACAUUUUACAAUAUCAUGGAAUCUUCCCAAUAAUAUCGUCAAAAGAAAAGAAGAAACGACAACAUAUGGAAUAUCAAAUGUACACAGAAAUAAACAAAAUCAAGAAAAUGUGUCUUCAUUAACUAGUCGUUUUUUAAAUCGUAUCAUCCAGUCAUUCCAUCUUCGAUCGCAUAAUCAUCACUAAUCCAUUUCAUCAGCAUCUUCAUGAUUGACAAAUUGAUCAGCAACCGGUUAAACUAAGAAAAUAUCUUUCUUUAUCACCUUUGAAAUGCAUCGCUUUUAAACAGUACUACUAGUGUAUAAAAAGUAUUACUUUUAUAUAAUGAUUAUAAUUAGUUUGUUAUUGGUAGCGCUGAAAUACUUGUGACAGAAUAUCUCAUAUAUAUACUCUAUGCAAUCUCCUAUUUUAUACUAUGCCAGUACAAUAUUAUGGUUAACAACUAACACCUUUUGUAAAUGUGAAUAUAUAAAUAAGUGUAUCAAUUUCUCAUACAUAGUUGCACAAGUAUACCAGAUUUUGUAACUUACUAUCAUUAUUAUUAUUAUUAUUGUUAAUUUUUUUCUCCCCCUUUUUUUCGUUUCUCUCUUUAUUUACAGAGUGUUUUACCUGUAUGUACAUAAACUGAUUGAUUAAUGGGCUUAGGCGUAGGGUAUAUUUCUUAGCUUAAAGAAUACCAUGUAUGAAAUGAAACGUUUUCAAUGGCGCUACAUAUAUAUAUUCUUUGUAUAUUAUUUUCUUUUCCGAUUAGGUUAACUAAGAAAUAAACAAUGCAUUCAUAUUUACG